AUGCAUGUCCACGUUGACAAAGUUGCCUGGCUUGACCCGAUCACCAAUAAGACUCCAGAUGACCGGAACAAACCAGAACCCAAGCCUGAAGUCUCUAAAACAACCGCUGCUGCCAAGCUCUUGUUGUCGAAGCUUCCCAUUGCCAAAACACGUGAGAAUAUUUACACCAUUCCGAAUUUCCUCACAUUCACUAGACUUUUGGCUGCACCUGCGGUUGGAUAUCUGCUUGUCCACAAUUACCAUGCAGCUGCCUUGUCUCUCUUCGCUUAUGCCGGUAUCACCGACAUGGUUGAUGGAUAUAUCGCCCGGAAGUAUAAUUUGCAAACUGUGGUUGGCACCAUUAUUGACCCCAUGGCCGAUAAACUGUUGAUGACGAUUGGAGUCGCGUGUUUGGCAGUGAACGGGUCUCUUCCUGUGUGGCUUGCCGUUGUUAUCAUCGGACGGGACAUCGGAUUGGCUAUUUCGGCGAUCUAUUAUCGAUGGAUUUCCCUACCUCCACCCAAGACUAUGGCUCGCUACUGGGAUUUCUCACUUCCAUCGGCUGAAGUCAAGCCGACUCAAAUCUCCAAGAUUAACACUGCCCUGCAAUUGGUGUUGGUGGGUAGUGCGAUCGGACUUCCCGUGCUUCCAGAGGCUUUUAUUAGCGCUUGGCAUCUGCAAGACGCCAUGACAGUAUUCCAGUAA
Messenger RNA from Penicillium angulare, 684 nucleotides. RefSeq names its product cardiolipin synthase. NCBI's taxonomy places the organism in Eukaryota, Fungi, Ascomycota, Eurotiomycetes, Eurotiales, Aspergillaceae. The transcript has 4 exons. Bases 1 to 684 code for a protein of 227 amino acids. The record is from RefSeq and is a predicted model, not a curated record. Gene Ontology annotation, cellular component: membrane; mitochondrion. Gene Ontology annotation, biological process: cardiolipin biosynthetic process. Gene Ontology annotation, molecular function: cardiolipin synthase activity.